Messenger RNA from Emericellopsis atlantica, 3063 nucleotides. RefSeq names its product putative pathway-specific nitrogen regulator. The transcript has 2 exons. Bases 1 to 2901 code for a protein of 966 amino acids. NCBI's taxonomy places the organism in Eukaryota, Fungi, Ascomycota, Sordariomycetes, Hypocreales, Bionectriaceae. The record is from RefSeq and is a predicted model, not a curated record. Gene Ontology annotation, molecular function: DNA binding; zinc ion binding; DNA-binding transcription factor activity, RNA polymerase II-specific. Gene Ontology annotation, biological process: regulation of DNA-templated transcription; DNA-templated transcription.
AUGGCUACAUCGAACCUACACGCAGACAAGUCCGACAACCUCAGCCCCAGCGCGCCGCCCCUGCCGAAACAAAUCCGCUUCGUCAACACCCAGGGCCAGCCGGCCAACAAGCGCAGGCGCAUCAACGCCGCCUGCCGCACCUGCCACCGCCGCAAGACGAGAUGCCUUGGCGAACGACCGACCUGCUCGACAUGCGCCAAGUCAGGACACAAAUGCCAGGGCUACCCAGAAGAGGGCAAGGCGCCCGAUUUCAAGGGCGACUUGAGCGAUGAAGACGCAGAAGAAGGUGGCAAGGCCGAUGUCAAGGUCGUGAAAAAGGCAAAGGGCGCGAUCGCCACCAGGGCAGCCGCCUCGACCACGACGCCCACGACGACGGCGGCCAAGAGCAGCAGGUCAUCGACAGCAGCAUCAGCAGCCUCCAGAUCCAGCCAGAAACCAGCUGUUGCAAAACCAGCCCCCGUUCCAAGUGCGACCGUCGCGUCCGACGCCAACGCGAAACCUGACCGCCCAACAACCACCCAUCGUGCCAACGUCAGCGUCAAUACUGUCCUGUCGCACACGCCCGACCCCGACUCGCCCACCAUGCGGCGCAAUCCGCAGGCCAACAGCCAUCGCGUGCCGUACUUUCGCUACUUUGGUCCCACAGCUAUCGUACCCGGGUUCAAGCAGAUGGUGGUCUCUGUCAAGGACCGGCGCCGCUCUACAAACGGAUCGCAUUCCAUCAGCUCGCCAUUAUCGCAACCUAGCGGCAUCCUGGGAAGCGCCGUCGCCGACAGCGAUGUCAUCGUCGAAGAUGCACCGGUGUACGACCCCAACGACCCAGCCCCCGUGCACGCCCUCAUACUCAACCUGACCAAGCUCUUCUUUGUCCACCUCGGAUGCAAUUAUCCAUUCUUAAAACAGAGCAAAUUCCUCAACCUGGUCAAGGACAAGAGGGCCGAGCCCAUCCUCGUGGACGCGGUGUGUGCCUUGGCUGCUAGGUUCUCGGAUUCACCUAUCUUGACAGGCGGGAAUGACAAGAUGCCUCGAACCGAGAGAGGACACGUCUUUGCUCAGCGAGCCAAGCAAGCCACCGUGGACACCUUCCCUUGUCCGACGGUGGCGGCCGUGCAGGCCUGCCUGCUCAUGGCUUACGAAGGGUUCGGUGCGAACCAGGAUAGCGCGCUAUGGAUGUAUCUCGGGCUCGCCAUCCGGAUGGCUGUAGAUCUGGGCCUGCAGAAACGGAUAGGAAUCCUCUACCAAGGCGAGAAUGACCCGUGGAACGUGCAGCGGAGGGCUACCGAGUCGGCAAGCCCCGAGCUCACCAUGGCGCAACCUGACACGCCGUCGCACGAGGAGCAGCGCGAGCUGGAACAGGAGCGCAUCGACACAUUCUGGGCCGUCUUCUUUCUGGACCGCGUCAUCUCCUCCGGCACGGGACGGCCCGUCACUCUGCGGGAUGAAGACUUCGAGCUCGCCUUCCCCAAGCUGAAGCUACAUCCCGAUGUCCGGUGGCCCAGUCCGUUUCCGACGCUGAUUGAGAUUGUUCACCUCUACGGCCGGGUGUCCGACGUCUUGAACAACAUCCAUGACGCGUCCGAUCUGACGCAAGACAAGUGGCAGAAGCUCAUGGCCAUGGAGAGCCGGCUCACCAAGGUGUACAAGGGCUGGGACGCGCGGCUGCAGUUCAACGUGGGCAACUUCAAGGCAUACCUGGGCAUCGGGCAAGGCACGACGUUCAUCCUGCUGCAUUUCUGGUUUCACGCCCUGUUCAUCAUCCUGCAUCAGCCGACCCUGCUCACGCCCUUUGGCGAACUGCGGAGCGAGCUGCAGCUUCUGCGAGAUAGCCGCGAGCUCAGCAUGAGCAGCGCCAAGACGAUCUGUGACAUUUUGUCUUUUGCCGACUUAAUCGACCCAAAGAGCUUCAUCGGGAACCCAUUCACAAGCCAGCCCAUGUACAUAGCCGCCUGCGCGUUCCUCAUGGAAUCGAGCGCCACCGCAUCACAAGCACCAUCGCCCGUGCGGGAGUCGUCACCGCCUGAGCCUGCGCAGGCGCCGCCGUCGGGCAAGACGCAACGACAGCACAGCCGCGACAAUGGCAAAAAGUCGAGACAUUCCCUCCUGGCGUCGGCAGCGAACCAGAACUACCAGCGAUGCUACCAGUCCCUCGAGAACCUGCACACGUACUGGGGCGGUGUCAAGUACAUACUCACGGCGCUCGACCAGAAAGCCAAGGGGAUAUGGGACUGCGAGACCUACACCACGGAGGAGUUUGAGAGCACGAAACCAAAACAAGGGGGCUUUGAGGUUGGGCAACUCCCGUUCGAGGACCCGUCCUCCCCUAGUCGAACGGGCCCGCCCAUUGGGUGGGCGCUGGCUGGCACGGCCAACUCGCCCAACUCAAGCUUGACGCUGAUGUAUCAGAACACUCAUCCGCACUCGGGCGCGUUGGAAGAUGGGCGUUCCGGGGCCAUGUACCCGCCCGCCAUACCUCAGAGCACAACGUCCGCGGUACGGUCAUCGCCUCGAAAUCACCCUUCGUCCAUGCGACAGUCGAAUCUGCAUACCCUUCUGGAGGCCGCGCACACUACCGCAUACAUUGGACCCAAUCAACCGUCCAGCUCCUUUGAGUAUGGUGCCUCGCCCUCGGUGGCCGAUGUCGCCGCCCGCCAGGCGUAUUACCAAGACGCUGCGACGCAUACUAGUCAUAAUCACGGCAGCAGCGGCAGCAGCAGCAACAAUGUGUACUGGGGUGGCGCAUCGGGAAACAUGGACGCCAUCACCUUUAACAGCCAGGACAUUGACAUUGGCGCCCUGGGCCUGCAGCAGCCCGACCUGAUGGGGGGAUGGCUGGACUAUAUCCCCGGGGAUGUGCUCGGGCUAUUCGAUAACCAGGAUAUGGAGCAUGGACCGGCUCCCUGAAGCUUUGAUGUUUAACGAGUUUGACUGUGUCGCACUGCAUGGCGUUUGGGACGGUAAAAGAUAUACAAGCCGGGAACACGGAAUGCUUGGUUGGAAAGAAACGGCGUAUCAAAUAGACCGCGCAUGACGGAGCUGGAACUACACAUAUAGGAGGAACCAGCA